AAUACAUGGUAUUUAAUGGGUGCAAGAACAGUUUUUCUUUCCUACUUGAAAAUUGAAAAUGACUUUUUAGCCAACCUUUCUUGGGGAGAAAAAGACCUCAGUGGUUCAAUAGCAGCCCCAGAUGUCAAAUUAAACCUUGGGGGAGAUUUUAUUAAAGAAUCUACAGCCACUACAUUUCUGAGACAAAGAGGAUAUGGAUGGCUUUUGGAAGUUGAAGAUGAUGAUCCAGAAGAUAACAAGCCACUCUUGGAAGAAUUGGAUAUCGAUCUGAAGGAUAUUUACUACAAAAUCCGAUGUGUUUUGAUGCCAAUGCCAUCACUUGGUUUUAAUAGACAAGUGGUGAGAGACAAUCCUGACUUUUGGGGUCCUCUGGCUGUUGUCCUUUUCUUUUCCAUGAUAUCAUUAUAUGGACAGUUUAGGGUGGUAUCAUGGAUUAUAACUAUUUGGAUAUUUGGUUCACUAACUAUUUUCUUACUGGCCAGAGUUCUUGGUGGAGAGGUUGCAUAUGGCCAAGUUCUUGGAGUUAUAGGAUAUUCAUUACUUCCUCUCAUUGUAAUAGCCCCUAUACUUUUGGUGGUUGGAUCAUUUGAAGUGGUGUCUACACUUAUAAAACUGUUUGGUGUUUUUUGGGCUGCCUACAGUGCUGCUUCAUUGUUAGUGGGUGAAGAAUUCAAGACCAAAAAGCCUCUCCUGAUUUAUCCAAUCUUUUUAUUAUACAUUUAUUUUUUGUCCUUAUAUACUGGAGUAUGAUCUAAGUCACAUCGAUCUUUUCCAUCAGGAAAUACCCAGCAAUUCUGAACUAGCCUGUAAAUUAGCAAGCUAUCAAGCCCAUCUCUCUUCCUUUUACCCUCUCCCCCUUGAAAAAAGAAAGAAAAAAACUUACUUUGGGCUGCAGGAAGAGUGAGUCUCUACCUUUGAACCAGAAUAAUGUGGAAAAUUUCAUAUGCUGAUAUUUUAAACAAGUUUAAGAAAACAGAUUGGAAGCACCAGAGGGAUGGAACUUCUGGAACCUAAAUAAUAUGUUGUGAGGAAGGAUCUAUAGCUACAGAAGCAGUAACUGUAAAGUAAAUAUUUGUCAUACUGAAGGAAUUCCUGAGGAUCAAUACAUUGUUACAGUGAAUUAUUAUAUUUGAUGUCCAUAUUCUUGACCCUGGAAUCUUUUCCUAAAAGCUUGAGGAUCCAUACUAGGGGAUAGAAUUUCACUAAGCAAUAAGUCAAGGUACUUUAGGACAAAGUACAUAAAAACAAAAAGGUUUAAUAUUUUUAAGCUAUCAUGUUUAUUUAUAAUGAUGUGAGAUAAAAUGAGGUAUUUGUGUUCUAAAAAGGUUUUAAGAAUAACUCAUAUAAUCUUGUAAAUUGCCCUGUUUGGGGUAUAUAUAAAUACAGUUUUAAUGUUUCAAGCUCAGCCAACAUCUUCAUAUGUUAAUGAGCAAAGCAGUUAAAUCACAUUGUCAGUUUGAAAACAUGAUUUGUAAAUGUGUACAAAAUACAGUACUGCUACCACUAAUAAUGAUAAGUUGACCAUAACAAUGUUCUCUCCUUGAAUUUUUAUAUAGUGUUUUCUAAGUCAUAUUGAUUUUAAAUCAUGAUUUCCAACCUAAUUAUUUAGUUCAUUAGUAUUUCUAGAACAGAAAUAGCCAAUAGUCUCUUCUAGUGUAUGUUUUAAGUAUUAACAGCUAUAGUAAUCCUGAUGAAUGUUAGUCCUCAAAACAAUUAUGAGGCAUAUUUACUUCUGUUUCAAAUUGAUUGUAAAAUAAUUGAAAUUUUUAUUAAAAAUCAAAGUCUAUA
Myotis brandtii (Brandt's bat) is the source of this 1788-nucleotide messenger RNA. RefSeq names its product Yip1 domain family, member 4 (gene YIPF4). The transcript has 7 exons. NCBI's taxonomy places the organism in Eukaryota, Metazoa, Chordata, Mammalia, Chiroptera, Vespertilionidae. The coding region runs from base 16 to 750 and encodes 244 amino acids. The record is from RefSeq and is a predicted model, not a curated record. Gene Ontology annotation, biological process: endoplasmic reticulum to Golgi vesicle-mediated transport; vesicle fusion with Golgi apparatus. Gene Ontology annotation, cellular component: membrane; trans-Golgi network.